UCAGAGCCCCCCUCUCGCUCUUGCCUCGUUAUUCAUCUAUUUGACGUUUGCCUGACGGACUAUCCUUCAGCUUUCCAAUCCUACUAUUCAAGAUGUAUUGCUCCUGGUCCACCAAUUACGAUGACAAUGAGUUUACGAACUGGCAAAACGGCAGCCUACCCAACGAUCAAGCAACAUACACGUCUUCUCAUUUUGGAGGAUAUGCUGGGCUUGAGUUGUAAGUAACACAACUCCCCCCUUCCCCGCUAACUAUCUCGAACUUCUCACUAGGCGUUAGCGGCAUAGGUCUAUUGGAGACCAGGCGACACAAAGAAAGACCUCUCUUGAUUGCCGCAAUACAAGUGUCUAAAAAUGGGGGCAGUUGAGAAUCUAACUGUGAAUGUCCUGCUCGGAAAAGGCGUCGAUCAAAACACAUAGUCGCCAAGGACAACGAGGCUUGCGCAAAAGACGGGGAGAUAGCCAUAAAGAGAGGCCAUGGCCGAUGCUCUGGACAGGAGAAAAAUCGUCUUUUCCGGGCAUCUAUGUUUCUAUCGCGCGCAGAAUAGCCUUUGCAAUACAACUGAAAUUGCACAAUCCCCACCUGUCCGCUUCGUUAUUACCCGUAACGUUGGAGUUGAAUAUGCUUCUCCCCGCCAGGCAAAAUGCCUGAAAACGCCCUGUGUCAGAGAUGAUUCAGUCUUCAGAGGGAGUGUUGGGGGGGGGCUGAUGGUGGUGGUCAGUAGUAGCGGUGGCGAGUUGAGACGAUAUCGAGGGGGUUGCAGCCUGACCAACACAGUUGGUCCUGUUGUUUUGGGAGACACUAGGUCUACUUUGCACCAGCCUCUUGUCACCCCCAUUACACCUCACGAUGAGGGAGGCGCAAACCAAACCAUUGAUCCGGCCGGGCCGAAUACCAUUGACUUUGAGUCGUCUCCAUGUUGCGAUUAUGAAAAGCCGAUUGAUUCGAUCGUUGCCCGAGGGUUAAAAUGGAUCAAAAACGAGGAACUUCACCAGCAAAAUGAGAAUCACGUUUCCAACAGUGAUGAUGAGUUCCUGGCUUUCAAGGGCAGCAUAAGUAAGCUAGGAACCAAGCAUGACAGGUUGAAGUCUUCAAAUGCUUCACCCCGUCCGCAGGAACUGCCGAAAUUGCUGCCCAAUCCAACAAAAGCCAUGCCGACAUCCGAACCCCCGCCAAAAAAGAAGUUUCUAUGUGACUUAGACGGUUGCGACAAGACUUAUCCCCGCAAAAAUGGCCUGAACAAACACCAAAAAAACAAACACAACGCACCUCCGAAGAAAGCUGGCCGACCCAGGAAGACCCGGUGAUGAAAUUUGCUGUGAGCAAUCAUCACUCCUGACAACAUUCCGACGGUGGGAAGGUAGAUGGAUAUUGUGUGAUGGACUCGGCGUCUUGUUAUGUAUCUUAUUCUGUGCGUCGAGUAUGCG
Messenger RNA from Aspergillus candidus, 1425 nucleotides. RefSeq lists its product as uncharacterized. The transcript has 2 exons. Bases 475 to 1305 code for a protein of 276 amino acids. The record is from RefSeq and is a predicted model, not a curated record. NCBI's taxonomy places the organism in Eukaryota, Fungi, Ascomycota, Eurotiomycetes, Eurotiales, Aspergillaceae.